AUGUAUUUAGCUUUGGUGUUAUGGUAUUAGAAACAGUGAGUGGGAAGAGAAACAGGGGAUUCUAUCACCCAAAUCAUCACCUCAACCUUCUUGGGCAUGCCUGGAUACUUUAUAAGGAAGGCAAGGCAACAGAAUUGAUUGAUGCAGCAAUAGAAAACUCAUGCAAUUUACACGAAGUGUUGUGUUCAAUUCAUUUGGGUUUAUUGUGUGUGCAACAUCGGCCAGAGGAUAGGCCUAACAUGUCGACAGUGGUUCUGAUGUUGGGCGGAGAGGGUGCUCUGACUCAUCAACCUAAACCACCUGUUUUUUUCACUGAAAGGAAUCUGCUUGAAGAAGAGUUGUCACGAAGCAAGAAUGAACCAUGUUCAGCCAACAUGGUCACUCUAACACAGUUAGAGCCCCGAUAGACUUGUCUCACAUUGUCUAUCUAAGCCACCCAAGCUUAGUUAUUAUAUUUAAAUAUUGUCAAUUGGUUUUGAGUUGCAUAAU
Messenger RNA from Camellia sinensis, 489 nucleotides. The record is from RefSeq and is a predicted model, not a curated record. NCBI's taxonomy places the organism in Eukaryota, Viridiplantae, Streptophyta, Magnoliopsida, Ericales, Theaceae.